AUGUCAUUAAGAAGCAGAGGGGGCUCUUUCAAAGACAAAAUGGAUCACUUUGCAGCAGAGUGCCUUGUUUCAAUGUCCAGUCGUGCAAUUGUUCAUGCUCCUAAAGGGAAUAGGGAGAUUAAACCAGAAAUCCCAUCCUCCUCCAAGAACGGGGAGGAAAUUAAGGAACCUUUGGUGAAGGAUAACUCCUCUCUUUUUGUGGUGGCGCGGAUUCUGGCGGAUUUUAACCAGCAGACUCCCAACAGUGUUGCCGAGCAGGCAAAAAUAAAAGAUGAGAGCAUGCCGAACCUUAGAGAUGAUGGAAAAUCUGCCACACCUUCCACCAUCUCCGAUCCUUCGCUCAAACAAAGAGGCAAAAAACCGCGGGGACGAACUGAGCAAGAGCCGCCUCAGAAAAAGCACAAAUGCCACUAUUCAGGUUGUGAAAAAGUUUAUGGCAAAUCAUCCCACCUCAAAGCCCACCUAAGGACACACACAGGAGAACGGCCUUUCCCAUGCACCUGGCCCGACUGCAUUAAGAAGUUCGCCCGCUCUGAUGAGCUGGCCCGCCACUACCGCACCCACACGGGGGAGAAGAAGUUCGGUUGCCCCCUUUGCGAAAAGCGCUUCAUGCGCAGCGACCACCUGAUGAAGCACGCCCGGCGACACUCAGAUUUCCAGCCAGGAAUGCUGAAAAGACCCCACGGCGGCAGCGCCACACGUCCCAGCUCCCUCAGCGACUACAGCCGCUCAGAUGCCUCCAGCCCCACCCUCAGCCCAGCCAACUCGCCUUAAACUGAAACCCGGUCGCACUUUUCUGCCUCGAGACUGUGAGGCCCGUGUUUUCAUCAUAACACUUUUGUUGCACAGUUGUCAGCUACCCCCCUUCCCCACCCUCCCCUUUGCUAUUUCUGCGCUUGCUGUGGUGUACCAUAAUGUACAUAACUGCUUAUUGUAGUGCAAUUACUUGCGUGAUCCUAAAAGAAGAUAAUGCCUUUCCCAGAUGGCAAUAUCUGCAUUCAGUCUGUGUGUUUUUUUGGCUUCUGAUCACGGCUACUUGUUAAAUGUACGGUCGCAGUCAGCUAAACAAGGUCUAGACGAAGAAAAAAAAACAGACACCCUGACAGAUCUUCGAAACAUUUUUGUUUGUUUGUUUGUUUAUUUUUGCUUUGAUUUUAUUCAAUUUAUUUUUGAUUUUUUGAAAGGGUUAGGAGAAGGGGUACACACACACACACACACCUCAGGAUUGAAGACAGUUGUGAUUUCUGUAAGACCACAGUACUUAACAGUACUCACAUUGACUGCACAAUAUAUUCAUCACUUUAUUCUGAAAUUCAACAGGGGUUGAAUUUUACGCCCUGCUCAGGGAUGGCCUUGUUAGCUUGAAAGAAUGAACACGGUGAAGAGAAACAUACAGUUCAUAUAUAGCAGCCUUACACUCAACACAAUUUGCACUCUUUGUUUUCUUUUUUUCUUCUUUUUUCGGCUCUCAUAUUUGAAAAAACUAGCCCCGCUGUCAUGUGUAACGCAUACACAAACAUUUGUUUUCUCCCUCGUGUUUGGGGAGGGGUUUCAUAUUUAAUGUGAUUGCUGUGUAAUAAUGGAACAAUCAGAAAGGCCCCGCCACAGAAAACAAAACCCAAAUCUGUUUCUUUUUUGCAAUGUUAAUAUCUAUUGACAUUACACUGGGUUAAAUGUGUACUGCAUGAAAUGGUUGUGUGCAGUGUAAACUGUGUGAAUCUGCACUGUAGAAGGAUUGGGUUAAGAGUUUUCUUUGUAUUUAUGAAGUUAGAGAAACGUUCCAACCACAGAGACAGUCAAGUUUCAAAGCAGCUGUUCAUGCUUGAAAAGGAAGAGAGAGAAAAAGAAAAAAGAAAAAGCCGCCUCAUCAGCCUACAUUUCACUCAAAACGGACACAAAGGGACUUAAGUUGAAACAAGGUUUAGCCAUCUCUCAAGCACAUCGGAAAAAGUACCAAAGACAAGAAUGAAUGAAAGCUUUUUAUUCAGUCCUGUAAGCCACCUUUCACUGAGGCCUCGAGCUGCUGGUUGGCAGUAUUGCAGGUAGAGCCAGAUGCCGACUCACUUCCCUCCUCCUGGCUCUGCCUUUUGUGGCUUCCCUGGAGGAAACAGCUGCACCCAAAAGAAGCAAUUCACAGCCUGCAGGAGGGGUGCUCGCAUGCCAUUCCCCAGGGAAUCCUUACUCAUCUGGCUCUACCUGUCCUGUCAAAAACCGGUAAAGCUCCGAGCCUGCUAAAUUGCGUAAGGUUGCCCGACUUGUGGGUCAAAUGUAGGCCACCGUGUUAGGCAGGCCUGAGCUGGGCUCUGCUGUGACACUGCAACAUUGAGUACAGAAGGAAGAAAGCAGCUAUCUGCUGUAAACAGGCAAGAGAGGGCAGGCCCUGAUAAAAAAAAAAAGAAAAAAAAAAGAGGAGAGGUUUAUCAUGAGCUGAACAGCACAAAAGAGGAGACACCCAGUCGCAGACAACCCCCAUUUCCUUCUCCUUCCCCAACUCCCCUCCUCCCACCAACUGUAGAAACAGCCAGCAGAAAAAUGGCUGUAAUUAGUGGGCUGAUCCAAACUAUAGGAUAAGACUAAAAAGUCUAUGAACAACAGUUCAAGCAGUGUGGGUGGGAUGUAUCCAGCUCCAUCCCGAGCACAGACAGAAACCCCUGCUGCUGAGGAGUCAGAUUUCACAAUUCCAAGGAGGACGUAACAGCUCCAAAAUUCAUAAAUCGGCGGUCUCAAACAGCUGCUUUCAAACUUCUUUCUCACAACGAGGGGGGCUUUUUAAAAACUUGUUGUCAAAACAUCUGAACCAAAACGAACAUAUCAGCAAAAGUCCAGUGCUCACCAGCCUCACGUCGUCCUGCCUGUGAAGCUCAGAUGUCCCGUGAGAAAGCUGACUUGUGUUUCUAGACAGACAUGCCUCAAUAGGUCAGGCGAAAGGCACAGUAAACCUUCCACGGAAACAGGCACGGCUAUCAAAACUGCUGCUGCUGCGCCGCCAGUCUGUGUUAUGCCUACAUUUUCCUUUAAUGCUUCAGCACUACAGUUGGAAAUAUGGUCAGCCUUUUAGCUCUGUCCCGUCAGACCCUUCCAGGCCGCUGUCAUCACGAAUCGCAUGCGCUAGCUUCAUCGUCUUGCCUCGCAGUCCCGUGCUUGACACUAUAUGCAUGUUAACUUUGCCUUGAAAGCGUGGAUCUUUCUUUCUUUUUUUCUUUUUUUUCCUUUGAGGCAGUCUGGCAGGUGGAAGUCCAUGAAUGGCAGACCUUGUCCCCCUCGUUCCUCACAGCAGCCAUCGCUCUUUAAAGUUGUGAUGAAUCAGCUCUGUCACAUUCUCGAGAAAGAAAACAGCCAUUAUUUCGAUCGAAUGCAGUAGUUUUCUCUCGCGACGCCACGUGCAGCAUAAUUUCUCUGCCAGAUGUUUCAAUGGGUUUCCAGACUGCAAGAUGACACUUUGAAUGCCACUGAUCAGCAGCUCUGAGUGACAGAAGAAGCGAGAGGAUUUCACACAGAAAAGAAGAAAAAAAAUGCUGAUUUUCACAAACUAAUUCUCGAAAUUGCUGUUGAACGGCUUUUUUGUGUCCAUUGUCUUUUAAGUUUUAGGUUUGACCUGGUUUGCAGAGUAAAUUUCUCUUGCAAAAAGCAAAUAUUUUCUCAGUUGCUCACCCUCAAGUAGGUUUCAGUAAUCAGCUCUUAAUCCAUAAUCUGCACAUUUUCCUCAGGGUUGACAUCUGCCAAGCAGAUAUGACACAGUUUGUGGAUUUUGUUGUUAAAUCAGUUACUGCACAGAUAAAGUCUGCCAGCCUCCUCUGGUGGUCCUGGGUGCUUAGUGUUCACUGCUGGUCAGUGUCCGACCACACUGGAAACACAGGAAUGCCUCGGCACAGGCUCGGCUCCUGCCUAUUAUGUCGUCAUAAACCUACAGUCCCGCUAUCGAGCACUCUGGAGUGAAAUGUCCCUUUAAACACCUUUGACCCCUUAGUGUCAGUGGACUGUGUAAGGCAAACAGAGCUCCUACCAUCUGAAUUAAAGCGACUGUGACAGUCUAAUCAUCCCAGUAUAUCAAUCCAUCCAGACAGCACCGGUGACAUAAAGGCGUCCACAGGCAGUUUCUCAAAACUUUUUCUCCUCACUGUACCAAAUGUACUUGAAUAAUUCAAAAGAAAAGGCCAUUGAACACAGUUUUGUACAUGUCCAUUUUUUACUGUACUUGUGUUUGUUGUCAAAUAAUUAUUAACCUCUCUGUAGAAAGAUGUAUAGUCCGUGCUUUUCGUUUUUUUCCUUUUCGUUUUCCGAGAUUUUGCAUCGUCUUCAGGUCAUUUCAGCUUUUGAAUUUGGCGGUUUUCGCAGAGCAGUUCAAAGCACCGUUGAUGCGGAAAUCUCAAUUUUAGCUCCAUUCAUGGGGUUCAUCCCUUUAAUCAGGAACAACUAAUACUUUGUUGAUGUCAGGAUGCAGGUUAUUGCAGUUAGCCUGUCGUCCAAAAAAAAGAAGAAGGAAGAAAGAAAAUGAAAGUUUUAGGUUUGUUUGGGGUGAUUAUAAGUAAAGAAACUUAGUGACCUCUGUGUAAGUUGGUUUCAGAUUUCGAGUGGCUAUUUUUCUUUAUUAUUUUCAGAGCUUUCCAUAAGAAUAGAGACCACCGCAUUGUGAGUUAGCAAUGUAGUCUUACUUUUGUUUUGCUUUUUUUUUUUUGUCUCAUGAAAUAUUUAAGGUUGUAUAUUUAUCAAAACUCAUACCUCUUGAAAUACUUUUGUUGUACUUUAAUAUCUUUUCAAAACAUCCAUCAUGUAGCUUGCAUUUUCUUGACGAGUAGCACAAAUAUUUGUUGGUUUCAUUUGUUCCUACUUGAAUGAAAAAGUAAAGACGGAGAGACUUUUUUGUAAAAAAAAAAGAAAAAAAAAAAGAAAGAAAGAAACAAAAAAAUAAAUAACCAAAACACUGGGCUACAUUUUAUAUAAUCAUUCGAUAAUGCCAAGUCCUGCACAUACAUCCUUGUGGAUGCAAAAAAAGGUAAUAUUUCAAGGAAUUUAAAAGCUGAUUUUUCUGUUACAAAAAUCUUAAAACAUCCCUUCUCAAUCUCAUUUUCAGCUUUUGCUCAUGUAAUGGGGGUGAUGUCAUCUGUAAAUUACUAGGAAACCUUAUUUCAGCAUUUCUUAAUCCAACUUUAUGAUUGUUAUCCCAGUAAGAAUCGAGACUUCAACACCCGUGAGAGCAGAAGGACUUGCAGCCGCAACAAGAUACUAACUGUUUACCAGUUAACAUUUUCCUCUUGAUUGUAACAUAUAU
Messenger RNA from Haplochromis burtoni (Burton's mouthbrooder), 5269 nucleotides. RefSeq names its product Kruppel-like factor 13 (gene klf13). Gene Ontology annotation, biological process: regulation of transcription by RNA polymerase II. NCBI's taxonomy places the organism in Eukaryota, Metazoa, Chordata, Actinopteri, Cichliformes, Cichlidae. The transcript is spliced from 2 exons. The record is from RefSeq and is a predicted model, not a curated record. Gene Ontology annotation, molecular function: DNA-binding transcription factor activity, RNA polymerase II-specific; RNA polymerase II cis-regulatory region sequence-specific DNA binding. Bases 1 to 774 code for a protein of 257 amino acids.